Molecule: messenger RNA, 2327 nt
Organism: Salvelinus fontinalis (brook trout)
Lineage: Eukaryota; Metazoa; Chordata; Actinopteri; Salmoniformes; Salmonidae
Gene: agk
Product: acylglycerol kinase
Biological process (GO): protein insertion into mitochondrial inner membrane; ceramide biosynthetic process
Cellular component (GO): TIM22 mitochondrial import inner membrane insertion complex; mitochondrion
Molecular function (GO): ATP-dependent diacylglycerol kinase activity; ceramide kinase activity; acylglycerol kinase activity
Source: RefSeq, a predicted model, not a curated record
UGUUUCGUCAAUAAGCUAAGCACUGAGCUAAUGACGAUUACUUAUUUCUUUAAGUUGUGUACCAUUUUCAAUUUGUAAAUUUCCCUUAUUUUUGUUUAUGUUGGUAUGUUACGGGAUAACUUAUUUCAUAACAUGUUUAAUGAAACUCAACCGGAACUAAUACUAUUAAGAUAGCUGCAGCAAUGUGUCACAUGUGAAAUGGUUCUGACAGGGAAAGGACAUUAAUUGUGAUGCUUACACAGAUGAUACAUAGCGUUUUUUAAACGGAUAUUCUGAUAGUGUCGAUAAUGGCUCGAGUUGUGAAAGUGUUUGUAACUCUGCGGAAUCAUUGGAAGAAGUCCACAGUCGCUGCGUGUGCCCUAUCAUACGGGCACUGGCUGUAUGGUAAACACUGUGAUAAUCUGCUGCGAAGAGAUGCUUGUCUGGCGACCAGGGAAUUUGGACAUCAACAGAUAUCACCCCAGGAGCAGCUGAAGAAAGCCACAGUCAUCCUAAACCCAGCAGCUUGUAGUGGGAAAGCCAAAAACUUAUUUGAGAAGAAUGCUGUGCCUAUAUUACACCUGGCUGGUAUGGAAGUAACACUAGUAAAGACAGACUAUGAGGGCCAAGCAAAGAAAUUGAUGGAGCUGAUGGAGCAAACAGACAUGCUGAUUGUGGCUGGAGGGGAUGGCACUCUGCAGGAGGUUAUCACUGGCUUGCUGCGGAGGGCUGAUCACGAGUCGUUCAGUAAAACCCCCAUAGGAUUUAUCCCACUGGGCUCCCACAAUUCCCUGAGUGAGAGUCUGCACAUCCUCAGUGACAAUCAGGUGAAACACAUCACAUCAGCGACAUUGUCUAUCCUGCAUGGAGAAACGGUACCUCUGGAUGUGCUGCAAAUCAAGGGAGAGAAAGAACAGCCAGUGUUUGCCCUGAUUGGUCUACGGUGGGGGGCCUUCAGAGAUGUGGCUUCCACCAUCAAAAAAUAUUGGUACCUUGGCCCGUUGAAGAUAAAAGCAGCUCAUUGGUUCAGUACAUUACGGGAAUGGCCCCAGGUCCACGAGGCCUCUGUGUCCUACAUAGCCCCGACCCUUCGCCCUCCUGACCUGCCGGAACAAAAGCCCCAGCGCCCCAACCUAAUGUACCGCAUUGCCCGCAGACUGAAAAAUUACUGGUACCCACCUAUUCCAGCGUCUCCCAAAGUGGAGGAGCAAGAGAGGUGGGAUGAGAGAACGCUGUCUACUUUGGAGCUGUCAAUACAAACUCAGAACAAAAACCCUGUCCAGACGGAAGGUGCUGGCUUCUACAACAUCGACAACGAGAAGUAUGAGGCUAUGUCGGUGGAGGUGAGGCUGUUGCCACGGAAACUGCGCUUCUGCAGCGCUGAACGCAGAGCGCAGCUCCUGCUGCAGUGACAACAAUAUGCAGGACACAGAGAAAUAGGGAGGAGGGUCAAGGCAAGAGGUCAUUAGUGUCUGUACUGGGACUCUACCUCUACUGUAUCUGGGUGUGUUUUUCUUUAUGUCUGGAGUAUGUCCUUAAACAUCCAUAACACACAGCUGAACCAGGGUGGACCAGUCUACAGUGAGGUCUCAUUGUUACAGUACAUUGACAUGUUCAGUUGAAAUAUUUUCACAAUUAUGGAAGAUGACAAUAUGAUGAAGUAACAAGAACCAAGCAUUUUGGUUGCUAUGUCCAAACCAAUUAGUUUAUAGAAGUCUGCCCGGCAGGACUAUUGGUGUAACUGACUGAUUUACUAUUGUAUAUUGUCAUGUGUAUUGCUAAAUGUGUAAUGAGUCUUAUUCAAUAAUUCUGUUAUGAUGCACACAGUUCUGUCACUUUUUAAUACCAAUGAAAAGUGCAGACUUUGUCCUCCAUGUACAGUACUCUAUGAUAAGAUACAUUGGUAUGAGAAUCACUCUCCCUUGGCAACACUAUCACAAAUACAAUCCAACAAGUAUCAGAGAAAACCAAUGUUUUAUUGUUUUACAGUGGCAGUACUGUGUAAUGUCACCAGCUUGAAAACAAGAGUGGCUCAGGCGAUCAAGUUACUAAAUGUGUAUUCAUCACUAAAGCCUCUUUCCAUGUUUUAUAGUAGUACAGGUUCUGGAUGUAGCUGUGUAGUUAACCAAUGUUUUAAGUGUAGGUUUACAUUACAGUUGCUGUGAUCAAGGAUUAACAGUUAGCUAUAUGAGUUGUUAAAGUACUUGAAGCAUAUUAGUGCUGAAGUAAUACAGAUUAAGCUUUCUAUUGACAUUCAGUGGGGUGACAUACUGUACAAAUAUAUUCAAAUGAGCCAAUGCUGGUACAGGUCUGAACAAUUUCCACAAAGAAGGCAUUUGAUACAUUUA